AGGUGCUGAGGUGGGAGCUUUAAGACCUUAGAGAACCACCACUAGGCAGCUGGGGCCAUUUCCUGCUAGCAAAGGGGCUUCUACAAGUCGAUGUAUGCGCAAGGCAGACUUCUAGACAGCCCCUCAGCCAGGCCAAGCUACAGGAUAAAGACCACCUGAUAUCUUUCUGGAAUCCCAGGGGAAUGUGAUGGCAGUCUUCAGGACAGUGACCCUGCUGUGCCUGGCCUUACUGCUCUCCUCCUCAGAAGCCAUGAGUUUGAGUGACCCCAUCACCUGCUACGUCCUGGAUGCAGUUCUGCUGCUUUACUGCAUCAUUUUCACUGCGCUCUACUUCAGGAUAAAAUUUUCAAGGCUACAGUCUGAUAACUCCGCACCAGCCGAGCCUCUCUAUGAGGGUCUGAAAACUGAUGAAAUUACGGAUGAGUAUCAAACACUGGAGCCUCAAAGUAGCCAGGCUACUGGGCCUGUUAGACGGAAUCGAGCACAGCAGGAGGAAGGCCAGUAUGAGCCACUGAGAUCACCAACGAAUGACGAAUACCAAGAGAUCAAAGCAAAAAGCAAGCCCCGCAAAAGCAAGAGCAAAACCAAAGAGUCCAGCGCUGAGAGCAGGAAGGAUGCAGCCGAGGCCAUCGAGAUGGAACCCAUUCCUCCUUUACCAUCACGGGCCUAAGCCAGUACACACAGCACCAAUCCAAUGCAACCCUUUUCACACAUUUCAUGCAUUGGAAAAAGUCAGAUAGGAUGCCAGGCAGUGUUGGUGAAGGUUUAUCUGUAAAGUCAUGUAACUUGUUAACAUAAUCACUUUACCAAGCAGUCAUCCAGGAUAUACAAAUCUAGCUCUCUCAUAAAGUGUACGAAUUUUAGUUGUAAGAAUAUGACUUAAAAUUUAAAACUACUCAGCUGGUCCAGAAGAUGGUGCUGCUGUUCAGAGACAAUGGCUC
Molecule: messenger RNA, 941 nt
Organism: Pygocentrus nattereri (red-bellied piranha)
Lineage: Eukaryota; Metazoa; Chordata; Actinopteri; Characiformes; Serrasalmidae
Gene: cd247l
Product: CD247 antigen like
Exons: 8
Coding region: 188-670 (160 amino acids)
Biological process (GO): cell surface receptor signaling pathway
Cellular component (GO): Fc-epsilon receptor I complex
Molecular function (GO): IgE receptor activity
Source: RefSeq, a predicted model, not a curated record